CUCGGCAGCUAACUGUUAAACGAAUCGUAAAAUGUCGAGGAAGAAAAAACACAGCGACGACGAAGAAGAUGAAACCUUCUACUACCGCUACUCCUCCGCACCUUCACCGGCGCCGUCGUCCUCCGCCACGUCCAAAACCUCUUCCACUUCGCGCGGCAGCGGAAGCGGCAGCGGCGGACUAGCUCCAUCAAAAUCAACAGUGUACGUGAGUAAUCUCGAUUAUACCCUCACAAACUCCGACCUCCAUACAAUCUUCUCCACUUUCGGUAAGGUCGCUAAAGUAACCGUCGUUAAAGACCGGGUGACCCGAAAGAGCCGCGGAGUAGCAUUCAUCCUCUUCGUUUCAAGAGAAGACGCAACUAAAGCCGUGAAAGGAAUUGACAAAAAGGUCCUUAAUGGCCGAACCCUAACGGCGUCAAUCGCCUCGGAUAACGGCCGUGCAGCAGAGUUUAUAAGGAAGAAGAUUUAUAAGGAUAAAAGUAGGUGUUAUGAGUGUGGAGAAGAAGGGCAUUUAUCGUAUGAGUGUCAUAAGAAUGUGUUUGGACCAAGGGAAAGGCCCGAGCCGUCGAAGAAAGGGCGGAGGGGUGGUGGUGGUGGUGGUGGGAAGGGGGGCGGUGGGGGUGGGGAGUGGGAGGAGGAUGGGGAGGGGGAGGACGAAGGUGGAGAGGGUUUUGAUGAUGAUAAUUGGGCUUCAGUAGUGGAUAGAGGAGCAGAAGAGAGACUAUUGAAGGGAGAUGAUAAUGAAGAAUGUAAGAAGGAGAAAAGGAGGGAGAAAAAGAGGAAGGGUUAUUUUAGUGAUGAAAGUGAUGAGGAUGAUUGAUUAAAAAUGGGAGCUUUUUGCUCCAUAGCUUACCAUGCUAAGUAAGUUGUGUAUUCAAGGGUAGAAGGGCGAGCCCAUUAUCCCGAGUUUCGAAGGUUGUGAGUGGUACUAAGGGUUGGCCCCUGAUGGAUUUAUCAGUCAUAAAAAAAGGAGCUUUUAGCUUAUCUCUGUAGUUGAGGAAUGAUUUUCUAUAGUGUUAAUCAAAGGCUUUGACCAUGAUUCCAAGGGUCUGUGAUUAAGUUCUGUAACUGGAUUUGUUUGGGGAGGUCUUCGGCUCUUCGCACUCCAAACUCUCCUGAAGUUGAAUCGCAUCUGCUAUAUUGGAGUCCUCCCUUGAUAUGUAUUAUUGAGUCCGUCCAGUGGUGUCUUCUCUGGAGACUUCGAUGAAAGUUGAAACAUUUGAGAAUUUUUAGUCCUCUAGGUGUGGUGGUGCAUUGACUUCUCCAUUACUUUUUAUCCGUGCUUCUCUUGGAAACCAUCGUCCUCAGUUUUUCUUUAUGAGAUAGUGAGGGAGAGGGCUGGAUAAAGUUAGAAAAAAGAACCACCAACAACAAUAAUAACAACUACACCUCAAGCCCCAAGUAGGCGCAGUCAGCAAUAUAUGAAUCCUUUAUAUCCAUUCUACUCUAUACGAGCCCAAGAUUCCAAGAGUUCAUAUGAGUAUUCUUGAUAGCUCCACAGACUGUUUCUUUCUGCUGCUUGAUAAUACUUUUGGCAGUGGAAUUUCAUUUUCUGUAUCUCUGUAGCGACACAUUUGCAUCCACUCACAUUUUACUGUUUGCACAUAAUUGUGAUCCAACAAUGAGUAGAGCAGGUGGGCUAUAACUAAGAGUUGAUGUUGUUUCGCCUCAUGUUGCGCUUUCAGAGAAGUGCCCGUGACACCAGUCCUGCAAGAAUUAAAUUACGCAGAUAUGGUGGUGCUGUUGCAUUUAUAACCAUGGGUUUCAGAUUAACCUAACAUUUCCCAGUUUUGCUUAGUCUUGGUGUCACUUUUUAAUGCUCUUUCCAGAGUUUGCCCCUUUACCCUUCUUGUGAACCCUGACAUGCCUCAUUUUGCAUUCUCUGUUGGUUAUCUGUUAGUAUAUGUUAUACCUU
Molecule: messenger RNA, 1915 nt
Organism: Nicotiana attenuata
Lineage: Eukaryota; Viridiplantae; Streptophyta; Magnoliopsida; Solanales; Solanaceae
Product: U11/U12 small nuclear ribonucleoprotein 31 kDa protein
Exons: 2
Coding region: 32-820 (262 amino acids)
Biological process (GO): mRNA splicing, via spliceosome
Cellular component (GO): U12-type spliceosomal complex
Molecular function (GO): RNA binding; zinc ion binding
Source: RefSeq, a predicted model, not a curated record